Molecule: messenger RNA, 744 nt
Organism: Hydractinia symbiolongicarpus
Lineage: Eukaryota; Metazoa; Cnidaria; Hydrozoa; Anthoathecata; Hydractiniidae
Exons: 3
Coding region: 1-744 (247 amino acids)
Source: RefSeq, a predicted model, not a curated record
AUGUAUGGAAUCAUUUGCAUAUCUUCACUGUACACAAAUGUACCGAUAAAGGACACAUUAUGUAUCAUCAGGGAAUUGCUGCUAAAUGAUGAUGAGUAUGACAAACUAAUGUCCUUAGUCGAAAAAAAAAAUAACGAUACGCCUCCUUUCCUAGACACUCCAGUGUCUCGCGACGGCGGUAACUUAUCAGUGUCAGUAUACCGCAAAUCAACUCAUACUGAUCAAUAUCUCAACCACACGUCUUAUCACCAAAUGUUCUGCAAAGAAAGUGUAGUGUCCUCAUCCCUGGACAGAGCAGUCAAUGUAGUCAGUGGAGAGAAUGACCGAAAGAAAGAUUUAUCUCAAAUAAACAACGCCUUACUUGCAAAUACGUACUCGAGACGAAGCAUUAAAAAGGUUGAAGAGAAAACCAGGAACAGAACUGAUAAGAACGGUGACAGGAAGGAUGCAGAUGAACCAGCAGCUAUAUAUACUGUCAUAUCCGAAAGUCAAAAUACGUUAAAGAGUAAAUGCAAUAUUUUCUACGAAAUCCCGUGUAAGGAUUGUGAUGCUGUUUAUGUCGGUGAAACAAAACGAAUGUUUAAACAACGUGUGCAAGAGCACAAAAGAGCCGUACGCAACGCAGAUACAGACAAAAAUGAGAUUGCGGACCAUAGCUGGAACAAUGAUCAUAUUAUUGACUGGGACAAUAAAAAGAUUAUAGACGAGUUGGACAGCAAGAAAAUUGAAAGAAACCAUAAAUAG